CGUAGACGUCGAAAGAAUCCCCCAGGUUGUUGGUCUCAUUACCUAUUUCCUUUGUUCCUGCUACAUACAGACCGAAACAACCAUGACGGAGGCACAGAAGGGGACCUUCGCCGUGAAGGUGGGUCUGGCCCAGAUGCUGAAGGGCGGCGUCAUCAUGGACGUCACGACUCCAGAGGAGGCUCGCAUUGCAGAGGAGGCCGGUGCCGUUGCCGUGAUGGCCCUGGAACGCGUGCCUGCCGACAUUCGGAAGGAGGGCGGCGUGGCCAGGAUGAGCGACGCCGAGGUCAUCAAGGCGAUCAAAGCGGCCGUGACGAUCCCCGUGAUGGCCAAGGCCCGCAUCGGCCACUUCGUGGAGGCCCAGAUCCUCGAGGCUUUGGAGGUGGACUACCUCGACGAGUCGGAGGUGCUGACUCCAGCAGACGACCAGCACCACAUCAACAAGCACAACUUCAAGGUGCCCUUCGUGUGUGGCUGCCGGGACCUCGGCGAGGCCCUGCGCCGCAUCUCCGAGGGUGCUGCCAUGAUCAGGACAAAGGGUGAGGCUGGCACUGGGAAUGUGGUGGAGGCAGUGAGGCACUGCAGGUCGGUCAUGGGCGCCAUCCGCGCGCUGCAGACCAUGGACGACGACGAGCUCUAUGUGUACGCCAAGGAGCUGCGCGCCCCUAUCGAGCUUGUUCGCCAGACAAAGCACCUGGGCAGGCUCCCAGUGGUGAACUUUGCGGCUGGCGGUGUGGCGACCCCGGCCGAUGCCGCCUUGAUGAUGCAGAUGGGCAUGGAUGGUGUCUUCGUUGGCAGUGGCAUCUUCAAGGCUGGCGACCCGGCCAAGCGCGCCCGCGCCAUUGUUCAGGCUGUGACUCACUACAACGACGCCAAGGUGUUGGCAGAGAUGAGCACUGGGCUGGGCCCCGCCAUGGUGGGCAUUGACUGCCGGGCGUCCGACUUCUACAGCUAUGCUGCACGCUCUGAGUGAGCUUGUACCGCUUGUCUGGGCUGCAGCAGCAGUGCUCUGUUGCAAACACAUGCCAGAUGCACAGCUGCUUCACCUGUGGUGAAUGCAACUCGUGCUUAGCCGUGUGCAUAAUUGACCUUGUCCUUUUCUUGGGAGGAGACUAACUGGAACUUGGCAUUGAGUGUCUGUUAGUCUUAAACUAAUUUCCCUAGCACCGUCCUGAAAUGUGGCUUACACAGCUGUCAUAAGCGCUCUGUCAUGACUUAUAUGAGGUAGUUGCUUGCUUUGUGCUUGUCAAAAGCUAAGCGUGAACAGUCCUGUCGUCUUUCAGUUGUCAUUGAGGGAUAGUCUCCAGAUGUUCUUUCUUAAGAUUAUUUGGAUGCCAUCUCUUUUAGCUCGGUCUAUGUACGACAUGGUCUUCAGUGGCCUGGAAACAAUAUGUAACGGAGUUUUGUACAGGCCUCAA
This is a messenger RNA of Coccomyxa subellipsoidea C-169, 1415 nucleotides long. RefSeq names its product vitamin B6 biosynthesis protein. Bases 83 to 970 code for a protein of 295 amino acids. The transcript has 6 exons. Gene Ontology annotation, biological process: pyridoxal 5'-phosphate biosynthetic process; pyridoxine biosynthetic process; amino acid metabolic process. Gene Ontology annotation, molecular function: amine-lyase activity. The record is from RefSeq and is a predicted model, not a curated record. Lineage: Eukaryota; Viridiplantae; Chlorophyta; Trebouxiophyceae; Coccomyxaceae.